UCCUUUCAGAACUCAGUUUUACUUACAACGCAAAUUAGCCCACUUGUUUUGGAUGCCAUGUUCUGUGGCUUGCAUCUGAAGAGGAGUUUGUCUUCAUGAAGAUUCCUAACAUUGGUAAUGUGAUGAAUAAAUUUGAGAUCCUUGGGGUUGUAGGUGAAGGAGCCUAUGGCGUUGUACUUAAAUGCAGACACAAGGAAACACAUGAAAUUGUGGCGAUCAAGAAAUUCAAGGACAGUGAAGAAAAUGAAGAAGUCAAAGAGACGACUUUGCGGGAGCUUAAAAUGCUCCGCACUCUCAAGCAGGAAAACAUUGUGGAGUUGAAGGAAGCCUUUCGACGCAGGGGAAAACUCUACUUGGUGUUUGAAUAUGUGGAGAAGAAUAUGCUUGAAUUGUUGGAAGAAAUGCCAAAUGGUGUUCCACCUGAUAAAGUAAAAAGUUAUAUCUAUCAGCUAAUCAAAGCUAUUCACUGGUGCCAUAAGAAUGAUAUUGUGCAUAGAGAUAUAAAGCCAGAAAAUCUUUUAAUCAGCCACAAUGAUGUUUUGAAAUUAUGUGAUUUUGGUUUUGCUCGCAAUCUCUCUGAAGGCAAUAAUGCUAAUUACACGGAAUACGUGGCCACCAGGUGGUAUCGGUCUCCAGAACUCUUGCUUGGAGCUCCCUAUGGGAAGUCUGUAGAUAUGUGGUCCGUGGGCUGUAUUCUUGGGGAGCUUAGUGAUGGACAACCUUUGUUUCCUGGAGAAAGCGAAAUUGACCAACUUUUUACUAUUCAGAAGGUGCUAGGACCACUCCCAUCUGAGCAGAUGAAACUUUUUUAUAGUAAUCCUCGAUUCCAUGGGCUUCGGUUUCCAGCCGUGAACCAUCCUCAGUCACUGGAGAGACGAUACCUUGGCAUUUUAAAUAGCGUUUUACUUGACUUAAUGAAGAAUUUGCUGAAGUUGGAUCCAGCUGACAGGUACUUGACAGAACAGUGUUUGAAUCACCCAACAUUUCAAACGCAGAGACUUUUGGAUCGUUCUCCUUCAAGGUCAGCAAAAAGAAAGCCUUACCAUGUGGAAAGCAGCACGCUAUCUAAUAGAAACCAAGCCAGCAAAGGUGCAGCUUUGCAGUCUCACCACCGGGCCAACAGUAAGGACAUCCAGAACCUCGGUGUGGGGAUACCCCGGGCUGAAGAGGGCCUCCCAGCCAAUGAAAGCUUCCUCAAUGGCAACCUGGCCGGAGCUACGCUGAGCCCCAUGCAUACGAAAACCUACCAGGCCGGCAGUCAGCCAGGCUCUGCCAGCAAAGACCUUACCAACAACAACAUACCACACCUGCUGAGCCCCAAAGAAGCCAAGACUAAGACUGAGUUUGAUUUCAAUAUUGACCCGAAGCCGUCAGAAGGCCCCGGCACCAAGUACCUCAAGUCCAGUAGCCGGUCGCAGCAGAACCGGCACUCAUUCAUGGACAGCUCGCAGAGCAAAGCCGGUACGCUGCAGCCCAGCGAGAAGCAGAGUCGCCACAGCUACAUUGACACGAUCCCCCAGUCCUCUAGGAGUCCCUCCUACAGGACCAAGGCCAAGAGCCAUGGGGCCCUGAGCGACUCCAAGUCCGUGAGCAAUCUCUCAGAAGCCCGGGCCCAGAUGGCGGAGUCUAACACCAGCCGCUACUUCCCAUCCAGCUGCUUGGACUUGAACUCCCCCACCAGCCCCACGCCUGCCCGCCAUGGCGACACAAGGACUUUACUCAGCCCAUCAGGAAGAACCAACCGCAGUGAAGGCACUCUUGACUCUCGCCGGCCAGCAGCCCGCCACUCCAAGACCAUGGAAGAGCUAAAGCUGCCCGAGCACCUGGACAGUGGCCAUUCCCACUCGCUGUCAGCGCCCCACGAGUCUUUCUCCUAUGGUUUGGGCUACACCAGCCCCUUCUCCUCCCAGCAGCGGCCACACAGGCAUUCCAUGUAUGUGACCCGGGACAAAGUGCGAGCCAAAGGCUUGGAUGGAAGCUUGAGCAUAGGGCAGGGGAUGGCAGCCCGGGCCAACAGUCUGCAGCUCCUGUCACCACAGCCUGGUGAACAGAUUCCUCCAGAGAUGACUACAUCUCGUUCUUCUGGAAAAGAAUCUUCGAGAGAAAGCACUGCUUCCUUCCACUCACGGCAGAAGUCCGAGGGUGGAGCAUAUCAUGACCCUCACUCUGAUGAUGGCACCAUCUCCAAAGAAAAUAGACAUCUGUACAAUGAUCCUGUUCCCAGGCGAGUUGGCAGCUUCUACCGAGUGCCAUCUCCACGACCAGAUAAUUCCUUCCAUGAAAAUAAUGUGUCAAGUAGAGUUUCUUCCUUACCAUCAGAAACCAGCUCUGGAACUAACCACUCAAAAAGACAGCCAGCAUUUGAUCCUUGGAAAAGUCCUGAAAGCAUUAGUCAUUCUGAACAACUGAAGGAAAAGGAAAAACAAGGUUUUUUCAGGUCAAUGAAAAAGAAAAAGAAGAAAUCUCAAACAGUGCCCAACUCUGACAGUCCUGAUCUUCUGACUCUACAGAAAGCUAUUCAUUCUGCUAGCACACCAAGCAGCCGGCCGAAGGAGUGGCGUCCUGAGAAAAUUGCUGAUAUACAGACCCAAAGCCAGCCAUUAAAGUCACUGCGCAAACUACUGCAUCUCUCUUCGACGUCCAAUCACCCAGCCACCUCUGACCCACGCUUCCAGCCCUUAACCGCUCAGCAAGCCAAAAAUUCCUUCUCAGAAAUCCGGAUCCAUCCUCUGAGCCAGGCCCCUGGGAGCAGUAACAUCCGGCAGGAGCCCACAGCCAAGGGCAGACCCACCCUGCAGCUGCCAGGUCAGAUGGACCCUGGCUGGCAUGUGUCCUCUGUCAGCCGGAGUGCCACAGAGGGGCCUGCCUACUCCGAACAGCUGGGUGCCAAGAGUGGGCCAAACGGGCACCCGUACAAUAGAACAAAUCGAUCCCGAAUGCCGAAUCUGAAUGAUUUAAAAGAGACAGCCUUGUAA
Suncus etruscus (white-toothed pygmy shrew) is the source of this 2975-nucleotide messenger RNA. RefSeq names its product cyclin dependent kinase like 5 (gene CDKL5). NCBI's taxonomy places the organism in Eukaryota, Metazoa, Chordata, Mammalia, Eulipotyphla, Soricidae. Gene Ontology annotation, biological process: regulation of dendrite development; protein phosphorylation; positive regulation of axon extension. The transcript is spliced from 17 exons. Gene Ontology annotation, molecular function: protein kinase activity; ATP binding. Gene Ontology annotation, cellular component: nucleus; dendrite cytoplasm. Bases 96 to 2975 code for a protein of 959 amino acids. The record is from RefSeq and is a predicted model, not a curated record.